AUCGCCGCAGACUUCGCUAAAACGCCGUGUUCGAUUUUCUUCGCAUUUUUACACUUUACGAAAUAAAGUAAAGUAUUUCUCGCUGUUUAAAAUAAUUUCGAGAGUGAAACCAUCUUUGGAUGCACUUCAUAAAGCUGGCCAGCUUGUCUCUUCACAUCACACCAUAGAAUCAAAAUGACGAUGGACUCCGAACCAAACCCAGAAGUUGUGGAACCCCCCACUGACUUCCACCAGAACACUGAACUCGAAAAGAAUCUUGUAGUGAUUCUGAAUCACCUCACAGGCAUUGAGCAGAUUAGUUUCAAGAGCCAACAAAAAGGAGAAGCAGAUUUAACAAGGGAGGAGAAAUUCAAAAUAGGAGUUGACUUAUUUUCUAAGAACAAAUUACAAUUUCUUCUGAGAUUUGGGGAUCAUCUUCACCCAGAGCAUCUAGAAUACUUCAAUAAAUUCACAACAGGAAAUGAUGAAGAUGCUGAUGAUAUGCGUGUGGUUCUCAACGGAUUGUCAGAAAGAGCAAUCUCCAAUAAGAAAUUGUACAAUAUUAAAAAUAGAAGAUUUGAAGCAUUGCAACAGAUGAUUGUAGAGGACAAGUAUUUCUCUGAAAUUGAGAUGAUGAAAAGAAAUCCUUUACUGUAUGACCAACUGAUCGGACAGUAUUUAACACAGGAAGAAAUUAAGGAGAGAGAUAAAUAUCGAACGGAAGACCAAACAAGUUUCGUUAAAAUCUUGAUGGAGGGGAUUGAAAGGAGUGACGCUGAGAAACAGAGGAUAGACCAAGAAGAAUAUGAAGAUAAUGCAAUGGAAGAAAGUGACUCUGAUUCUGACCUUGAUGAAAUGAAAGACGAUGAAAGAUCCAGAAGUCCACCUCCGUCAAGGUCUCUAUGGGGUGAAUUCCACAAUGAAGGAAAAGCUCCAAAGCCCAAGUCGAAAAAUAUUUAUAUCACAGCGCCAGAAAAGAAGCUACUGAGAGAAGAAUUCAUCACGACAAUGUAUGAAAGUUUCUUGGAUGGAGCAGACAAGGAUUUUGACUAUGAAAGUGUUGACAGCAAUUCGAAAUAUGACUGCAUUGAAACUUUAGAACAAGAUGAAGAAGAAAAAUAUUUUGAUUCCGAGGAACCGGCUACAAUUCCAAUACAGUUAAGUGAUGCAGAAUCUGAAGAUGAAUUGGAUAUAUUCAUGAGUGCUCUCAAUGAUAAUCCAACUGUGCGACAGUUGUCCACAGAUAUCGGUAAAAUUAGUACUAGUCACUGAUCAGCAGCUAAAGCAAGAGAAAUGAAAGAAGUGUAGUAGCAAAUGAGAUAAAUUUCAAUGCUUGAAUUAAAACAACUAAACUUUUGAGAAAAAUCUAUCAAUGUGUGAUAAGAGUAUUGAUAUAUUUUCAGUAUAACAUUUGUUUUCGCUAUUCAUAAAAACUCACUUGUAGAACAAGGAUGUAGAUAAGAAGGAAUUUCUUAUUGCUUAAUUUUCUCAAACUGUAUAAAUUGUAAAUAUGCAAUCAUAUGGAAAUACAUUCAAUUUUAUGUUUUAAUAUAAUGAAGAAAUCAAA
Coccinella septempunctata (seven-spotted ladybird) is the source of this 1546-nucleotide messenger RNA. Its product is annotated as coiled-coil domain-containing protein 97. NCBI's taxonomy places the organism in Eukaryota, Metazoa, Arthropoda, Insecta, Coleoptera, Coccinellidae. The transcript has 2 exons. The record is from RefSeq and is a predicted model, not a curated record. The coding region runs from base 175 to 1251 and encodes 358 amino acids.